AUGCAGGCUAUUGGUACGAUGCUUAAUGUGAUUACAUGCACCCUCAUGAUCAUUGGAUUCAUCACUGCCACGCAACCUCAAAAUGUAGUUAGUUUGGAAACUGAUGUUAAGAGCUUUGGAGCUGUAGGAGAUGGCAUCAGCGACGAUUCUUUGGCACUUAACAAGGCAUGGGAUGCAGCAUGUAGUUCGACUGGACAAUUUAAAUUACCUGAUGGAAACUUUCUUGUUCAACCAUUGUCUUUCACGGGUCCAUGCAAAGCUCCAACUGUUGUCGUCACUGUCGUAGGGACUCUUGUAGCACCACCAAAGAACAAGUGGAUUAAUAACACCGAUACUUGGCUUAACUUUCAACACAUUGAUAAUCUUGUUAUAACAGGACCUGGACGAUUUGUUGGUCAAGGGCAAUCUGGUUGGUGGGACUCUUGCAAACAGACUAGCACUUGUGAAAAUAACCCCACAGCUCUGGGAUUUCACCAUUGCAAUGGCCUUCAAUUUGCAUAUGCCUCACGUGCCAUUUUGUAA
Lactuca virosa is the source of this 522-nucleotide messenger RNA. NCBI's taxonomy places the organism in Eukaryota, Viridiplantae, Streptophyta, Magnoliopsida, Asterales, Asteraceae. The record is from the annotation of a GenBank genome assembly.